AUGCUUCGCCUGUCGGGCCUCUUCGUACAGUUGACUACACAAAUGCGAUUCCUGUUGCAUCAUUUCUUGAAUCACCGGUCGAAGACAUUGUGUAGUGUUACGGCCGAGACUGGAUGGCUUAAAUAUGCCCUUCAAGACGAGGCACUCUUCACUACGACUCUUUACCAUUGGACGGCUAUCAACUACAGCUUUCUACCCCAACAGCUCCAGUCUGAGCAGCAUUUACUUCAACUCAAGGCUGCGGCGUUACGACUGCUGGCCUUGCAUCUGCCGGUAGCCAGUAACGGAACCAACGGUGAUGGUAAAAUCGUUGACGACGCGGUGGUCGCUACCGUUGCAUGCCUUGCAAAUGUGAAUCUCCUGCACGGCGAUUCGGAUGAAGCAGAAAUCCACUUCCAAGCGCUGAGAGCCAUGAUUAGAAGCCGCAAAGGCGUACACCGGACCAUGAGCCUUAAGGCCUGCCUGCUCGUAUUGUCGGAUGGUAAAGUUCCCCGAAAGCUCACCGGGAUAAGGGAUACUCAACUUGAGAGAUAG
Messenger RNA from Trichoderma citrinoviride, 534 nucleotides. RefSeq lists its product as hypothetical. The transcript has 3 exons. The record is from RefSeq and is a predicted model, not a curated record. Lineage: Eukaryota; Fungi; Ascomycota; Sordariomycetes; Hypocreales; Hypocreaceae. Bases 1 to 534 code for a protein of 177 amino acids.